Messenger RNA from Lepidothrix coronata (blue-crowned manakin), 354 nucleotides. Its product is annotated as tachykinin-3-like. The record is from RefSeq and is a predicted model, not a curated record. NCBI's taxonomy places the organism in Eukaryota, Metazoa, Chordata, Aves, Passeriformes, Pipridae. The transcript has 4 exons. The coding region runs from base 1 to 354 and encodes 117 amino acids.
AUGAGGAGCCGCCCGGUGCUGGCGGUGCUGCUCGUCCUGGCGCUGCCGCUCGCCCUCGCCCGCCGCCCCCCCGCCGCCGCCGGGAUGCUCGUCCCGGAGCCGCUGCGCUGGAGCGCCCGGGGCAGCCCCGGGGCCGCCGCCGCUGCCGCCGCCGCGCUGGAGCUGCUGCGGGAGCAGGGCGCCGGUCCCCCCGCGGCGCAGCAGAAGCGGGACAUGCACGAUUUCUUCGUGGGGCUCAUGGGGAAGCGGGCGGCGGAGCCCGGGCGAGCGGCGGGGCGGGGGGAGGGCGGCCCGGCCCCCCGCUGCUCUCCGGGGACCCCCGCGCCCGGCCAGGCCCCGCUGCGAGCCCUUUGA